Anisakis simplex (herring worm) is the source of this 294-nucleotide messenger RNA. NCBI's taxonomy places the organism in Eukaryota, Metazoa, Nematoda, Chromadorea, Rhabditida, Anisakidae. The record is from the annotation of a GenBank genome assembly.
AUGUCGACUGAAGGGAAGCAAUCGUCAAGUAUGGUUAACGGAAGAGCCACAAGAUUGGUGGUGAAAUACGCGAGUGAUUCGGACGACGACGGUGGUAUCAAACUGAAAUCGCGCAGCUAUUUGAAUAUUCUUCAGCAAACAACUAAUCACAACACAGUCACCACCAAUCAUACGAACAACCAGUGCAGCCCCACGAAUUCAGCCUCAGCUAAACACCACUCAAAACGCCAACGGUAUUCUCAUCAAACGGCCAAUAACAUCGCUACAACCUCUGAAGGAGCAGUCGAUGANUAA